This is a messenger RNA of Cylicostephanus goldi, 415 nucleotides long. The record is from the annotation of a GenBank genome assembly. Lineage: Eukaryota; Metazoa; Nematoda; Chromadorea; Rhabditida; Strongylidae.
CCGCGUCCAUUAUGCACCACCGUGUUUUUCGCCCUAAUUCCGGCACUAGUCACAUUUAAGGGCGAAAAAUCCUUACUUGGUAUCACACAUCUCGGUUCCGGAGCAUGACAGGGAGGUCGUGCGCAUUGGCGCUGGACCAUUUGGCACACCAUUCCUGGAGCACAGAGCACAUGCGAACAGUCAAGUGGCCUUGGUGGAGGUGGCGGCGGUAAUGGUGGACCUGAAAUUAGGGCAUCUGCUCAGGGCUGCACAAACUCGUCCGGGCCCGCAUGGCUCCUGUACCAUCCUGCAUGCUGUUCCCAUGGGGCACUGUAUUUGUGAACAUGACACUGGUGGCGGAGGUGGUCGUGGAGGACCUAUGUGCGUUCGAUGAUCCCAUGCGCAAUUGGCUGCCCUCCAUGGUCAGUUCUUUUGA